Messenger RNA from Durio zibethinus, 1930 nucleotides. RefSeq names its product cytochrome P450 714C2-like. Lineage: Eukaryota; Viridiplantae; Streptophyta; Magnoliopsida; Malvales; Malvaceae. Gene Ontology annotation, molecular function: oxidoreductase activity, acting on paired donors, with incorporation or reduction of molecular oxygen; monooxygenase activity; iron ion binding. The record is from RefSeq and is a predicted model, not a curated record.
UGUCUUGUUUCAGCCGCAACUACGUUAACCUAGGCCCUAGGGCAAUGCUGCACACACAAUUUGUAUGUUUAAAUUGUACAUAUACAUUAUUUUUUAAUUUUGUAUAAAAUUUUUAUACUUAUUAUACGUAUCUAAUCUCUCCCUUUAAAAUUAGGAUCGCCACACAAAUUUUGCUGACCUGAUUCAAUUAUUGGUAUAUAUAAACUCAGCAUAAAAGGAGGAAGAUCCAUUAUGCAUCCACAUUGAAGGCGAAGGCAGAGUGCAAGAAAAAAAGAAAAAAGGUAAAGCCAUGGAGUUUCCAUUGCUACCUACCAAGAUCAUUGUCACAGUUUUGAUACUUGGAUUCCUUGGCCUGCUUGUAAGCCUGUUUGAAGCACUAAUAUUGAAGCCUGAAAGACUUCGUUCCAAGCUUCGAAAGCAUGGAAUUUCAGGUCCUCCACCGUCCAUCUUGCUUGGAAAUAUCCCUGAAAUGAAAAAGGUUCAAUCACAGAAGUCCAAGUUGAGGAGAGAAGGAGAACAAGUGAUAAUCCACAAUUGUUGUUCAGCUGUGUUUCCAUUCCUGGACCAAUGGAGAAAACAGUAUGGUUCAACGUUCAUGUUUUCACUUGGAAGUAUACAGAUUCUGCACAUCAGCAAUCCUGAUUUGGUGAAACAAAUAACCUUAUGCACUUCAUUGGAUUUAGGGAAGCCUUCCUAUCAACACAAGGAGAAUGGGCCUCUGCUUGGCAAAGGAAUUCUGACUUCGAAUGGUGCAAUAUGGGCUUAUCAAAGAAAAAUCCUUGCCCCUGAACUGUAUAUGGAGAAAGUCAAGGGUAUGAUGAACUUGAUGGCUCAGUCCUCAGUAACAGUAGUAGAGUCAUGGAAUGGUAAGAUUGAAAGUGAAGGUGGAGUUGCGGAUAUUAAGAUUGAUGGUUACAUGAGAAGGUUCUCUGGAGAUGUUAUCUCAAGAGCUUGUUUUGGGAGCAAUUAUGCCAAAGGAGAAGAGAUUUUCUUAAAGUUUAGAGAUCUAAAAGAGGCCAUGUCCAGGAAAUUUUUGUCAGGAAUUCCUGGAAUAAGAUAUAUUCCAAUCAAGGCCAACAGGGAAGGAUGGAGAUUGGAGAAAGAGAUUCGUGCGUUAAUCUUGAAGGUAGUCAAGGAAAGAAAAGAAGCAAAAUCGGAGAAGGAUCUCUUACAAAUGAUCCUGGAAAGUGCUACAAGCAGUGAUUUAGGACAAGCUGCAACAGAUCGAUUCAUUGUCGACAAUUGCAAGAACAUAUAUUUGGCAGGCUAUGAGACUACGGCUGUAUCGGCAACAUGGACCCUGAUGCUGUUGGCCUCGAACCCUGAAUGGCAAGACAAAGCUCGGGCAGAGGUUCUUGAAAUUUGUGGGGUUGAAUUUCCAGAUAACGACAUGCUCCGCAAGAUGAAAACAUUGACAAUGGUGAUAAAUGAGUCACUACGCCUUUACCCUCCAGUUCCGAUCGUGUCAAGGGAACUUCUUGAAAGCAUGAAAUUUGGGGACAUUCAAGUGCCUAAAGGAGUUACUAUUUGGACAUUGGUGGCGACACUUCACCAACAUCCUGAUAUUUGGGGACCUGAUGCUGAUAAGUUCAACCCCUCAAGGUUUGCCAAUGGAGUCGCUGCUGCAUGCAAGUUUCCUUGUGUGUACAUGCCAUUUGGCGUUGGACCCAGGAUCUGUUUGGGACAGAAUUUCGCCAUGGCAGAACUGAAGAUAAUUCUUGCUCUUAUUUUGUCUAAUUUCAGAUUCUCUCUGUCACCAAAAUAUAUGCAUUCUCCAACAAUGAGAUUAGUGAUAGAGCCUGAACAUGGAGUGAAUCUCCUUGUUAAGAAGCUAUAAGACAUAUGGCUCAUCAGUAAUCACUUGUGUUCAUAUAAGCUAUCAGUAUUUGUUUUCGUUCUUAUUAUUACUUUUUUUUUAAUAAUGUAAUUA